Pelobates cultripes (western spadefoot toad) is the source of this 18671-nucleotide messenger RNA. Lineage: Eukaryota; Metazoa; Chordata; Amphibia; Anura; Pelobatidae. The record is from the annotation of a GenBank genome assembly.
GGGAUAUUCUUGGAUUAUUUUAUUUACUACUGAUGCUGUUCCUCCUGUAUUAACUACUUGUUCCUGAACUACUCUUGGAUUACCAGCGGAGAAAGUCUUUGUGAAACUAGCGCUCUGCUACAAAUAGAGAUACAGGUGGGGCAUAAGGAGGUUUAAAACAUUCAAUACGGAUUGAUAAGGAUUUUUAUUCAAGUUAGUUUUCUUUUUAUGAUGUGGCAGCUGGCUAGCAAGCCUGGCAAUCAGCCACAUUAUUAACCCUCAUGCCACUGAGGUUUAUUAUUUUUUUUUUAUUUUUUUUAUUAAACUGUCAGCUAGAAUGCAAACAGCUCAGAUUUGUUAUUAAAAUUCAGGCCUGUAUUUUCAGCAGUCGUUCUGAUUUGCAAAAUCCAGAUAUUGAUAAAUGUCAUCAACAAUGUCCGCAGUCAGAAUUGCCCGUAUGUAGCGCGAUGCUUUUGCCCCAUUCAGACUUUAGUGAAUAACCAGGUCAAUCUCUAUCAUAAAAUUCUACCACAAAUGUUCUUCUGGCUGCACUAACCUCUCUUUAUGACCCUCUGUCAUUUCAUCCUGGGUAGUCAGUAUAUCUCUAUUACUCUCUGCAUUGUUCUGUUAUUUCACUGUGACUCAGCAUAAACUACCUUGAAUAUAAAUCAGUGGAAACAAAUGCAUCAUUCACACUGCCCUGAAACCAACACUUCUAGCUGACCAGUUAACAACAGAACUCUAAAAGUAGGCUCCAAACUAUUUAUUAUUAUAGGCUGCAAUUUUGUGUUUAAUUCUCACUUGCAAACUCUCAAUGUUUCUCUUUAUAAGUGUUUAUCUGGCGUAAAGUUUAACAAAAAUUAAUAUGUUUUUCACUCUGUCUUUAUUGUAUCUAAUUGAUGUUUUCUGGUGUUCAUUAUAGGAUUUGUGCUGAUUGGAAUACAAAAGAUAGACUAUGAUAGCCAGGGAAAACUGUUCACUUCUUGGCUAUGUAGGAGUACAUUUUGUAUUUUGGGUUUGUCAAUCACAAUUCUCAGUUUAUUAAAUAAACUUUUUGGUGUUUUCUUGAUGUGAUGUGCAUAUUUAUCUUUGCAUAGUAUUUGAAAAGUCCUACUUGUAUUAUUGUUUUUCCAUGUACUGAUCUUAUUAUGUAUCAUUGUGUUUAGUUUUCUGAAAUAUUCAUACAAUUUGUUGCAAUGUCUUAGUGUCUUUGUCUCACUUACUGUCAUCUUGUAACCUACAUAUUGUUUUCUUGCAGUGCCUGGAUAUACACUAACAUAUUUUCCUGUGAGAGGUGAAUAUAAUGCUUAUAAUUGUGCUGCAGGCAGUUGCAUAAUGUUUACAUAAAGCUAUUACUUGAAAGGUGGCAUAUAAUAUAGAAGAUCUGUGGUGAACAGGCAAUGGAAUUGUAAAUAUAGACAAGGACAGGGGAAAGAAAAAAAACACACCUCUUGAUUUGGACUAAAUGUUUAAAUUCUGUUUUAAUGUUUAUCACAUUUCACUGUUUAGUAAAAAGUCUUAACACAAAAGGCUUUUGAAAAGUUCUCUUGGUUUGAUCCUCUACAUUUUGCUGUUGAUUAUUGAAUCCUUAAAAUUAGUCUCAUUCUCAAAAUGAGUGUGUGAUAUAUUAAAAUUUAGGUAAGUGUAUAUACAAAUGUAAUUUAAAGACUUGAGAAAGUUGGCAGGAGGUGUACACUGCAUACGCUUACCUGAAGUUGGCUGCAGUGUUUUAUGUGUAGAGUGUUGUGACGGAAUGCAGUCACUGAGUACCAUGCCUACCCACUUGUCCAGUCACAUUGGACCCCAAGGACUUUGACUGUGGACUUGGUGAGGGGGAAGGGGGGAAUAUGUGAUGGGUGGCCUGAUUUGUUUGGCGCGGGCCACAGGCUUGUGGCACCAUUUUUUGACUGUUCUCCAUGUGUCUAGAUGUUGCUGUGUUGCGUGCCUGCUUUCUACAUAGAGCAGUGUGCGUCUGUAUAUGCAGUGGUGGGGGGCAGCAGCUCUAUAGACUGUAAAGUAUAGUUAGGUGUUAUAUGUAUUGCUUGUCUGUACCUCUCCACUAGUGAUGUCCCAAACGGUUCGCCACGACCGGUUCUCCGCGGACUCAUCAUUGAGUAAACUUUGACCCUGUACUUCACAGUCAGCAGACACAUUCCAGCCAAUCAGCAGCAGACCCUCCCUCCCAGACCCUCCCACCUCCUGGACAGCUCACUAAGAAUGCAGCUUCAAAAUGGAUGCUGUCCAGGAGGUGGGAGGGUCUGGGAGGGUGGGUCUGCUGCUGAUUGGCUGGAAUGUGUCUGCUGACUGUGAGGUACAGGGUCAAAGUUUACUCAAUGAUGAGUCCGCGGCGAACCGUUCGUGGUGAACCGUUCGGCAAACCAUUCGGGACAUCACUACUCUCUACCUUUCGUCUCCUGUCCUAUUGUUUCCCCGGCAGGGAGUUGUCCUAGGGAUACUGCCAGACCAGUUUAAACUAGCUGCUUUGUCCCUCCUCACUCUCCCAUCAGGAUCUUGGGAUUGAAACCCCUGUUGUAUUGUGUUGGAGACCAUAUUGUGCCAAAAAAAAAAAAAAAGUGUGACAAAAUAAACCUCAGUUGACUCCCAGAGCUAUAUUUCGUUUGGUUAUUGGGGGAAUGAAUGCCUGUAUGCUUUAAUGGUUCCAGGGUGGCUGAAGGAAGGAUUUAGUGGAGGUAACCUGUCGGGUUACCCGUGGUCUGCUACAACUGUGUCCUCAUUUUUCAUUUUACAAAAAGGUGCAGAUUUCAAUAGAAAUUGGCACUUUUAUAAAUUAACCUUGUUACACCACCUGCCUGUCAACGAGACAGCAUUGUUACUUCCUGGCUGUUUAGCUGAGUGGAUCUAAACUCAAAAGGCAGGAAAUUGCUCAGAACACCUGCAUUGGGAAGACCAUGAUUGAACAGCCACAGAACGUUUUGGCUGGGGAAGUAGGAGUGGGCUUGCAAAGGCUUCAGACAAGAGAUUGGCAGCUUAUAUGAGCACUUUAGAUAUACACCCAAGAAAAAUGCAUAGAUCUUUCUCAUAUAUACACACACUCAACAUUAUUUGGGCAGUGAAGUGUCCCAUUAACUCUCCUGGGGAUUUCUUUACAUUUAGAGUUUUGUUUUUUUAUACAUAACCUCAUAGUGUAUAUAUAAAAAUAUAAAUAAUUGUAUAUUUCCUGUGUCUUUAGGAAGGGCUGAACAUAUUAGACUGCUAUGCUGGGACCAAGGGAUCCCGUUGACUGAAGAUGAAGUGCAAAUGCAAGACUGGGCCUCAGGAAAAGAAAACCUCAAGAAAAAUGCAGUGAGUCAUCUCCUGCGUACGGUUGUAGUUCUACUACUUUGGUUUGUGUGGAUUCAAAACUUUUGUUGUUGUACUAGUUUUUUGCUUGCCUGUUUAGGGAACUCUAACAAACAUUCUGCAUUGGUACUUUUAUCCAUAUAUAACUUGCACAUUAAUGGAUUACUCAAACUAAAAACAGUACUUUAAUGGUGCAAGCUCUUCUCAAAAUAAAUAAAUAAAUAAAUAAUAAAAUAAAAAUUUGGGGGUAGGUCGGGAGGGAGAGGAAGUCUACAUACUCCAGGUAUCACGAUCCACCUGUGGUGAUGUAACUUCCACUUGCUGCAGGGAAGGAUUCCAGAGGACAGAAAGGAGGAUGUGAGCAGUGCCCGGAGAGACCUGCCACAAUUGGUUGUCUGUCUGAUGACCUAUGUAAACUGUCCACAGAAAUAACAGCAGAGGUCCAAGCUUGCUAAUGACUCGAAUGAGCUCUAAUGGUAAAGUUUUUUUUGUUGGUUUUUUUGCAUGUGCAGUGUAUCACAAACUACAAGCACUAUGACUAAUUAAUUCAAAUCAAUGAAGUAAUCAUGGUGCUUGGAGUGAUCACUUCAGAGAUUUGAAUUAGUCACGGUGCAUAUAUAUUCAAUACAAUGUUAAACAAAAAUCUGCACACCAGUCAAGCCAUAAGACUUGCUUUUCCUACAGAAAUCACAAAUUUGCAGUGAUGUUACUACCACAAAGGAUUCUGGGUGGGCAUAUGCAAAUUAGUUUAACGAAGAAUCACAUUUUUUGACUCAUUCCAAUUUAAACAUGGAUUCCUUAGAGUCUAUAUUUGCUGUAUACAACAGCUUUGAAACAACUUAGGAACAGAUGCAAAACCAGUAAACCACUCAUGGACAGCUGUUUCAUUGUUAAUGGAUCACUAUAGUGUCAGGAAAACAAACCUGUUUUUCUGACACUGUCAUCCUUGGGGGACCCUCACCUUAAGGGUCCCCCUCCUUUGGCGCUGAAGGGGUGAAAACCCCUUCAGCAGCCUACCUUAAUCCAGUGCCGGCUCCCUCCGUGCUGGUGACCUCUCCUCCCCAGCUAAUGUCAGCUCCCGAGUGGAGCGGGAUGCGCAUGCGAGGCAGGCCCACUCUGAUGUCAGACGCUGGAAGGAAGUGACUGCCACGGUCACUCCUCCCAGCAACCACCGGGAGUCGCGUGGGAGGAAGGAGUGGGAGUCAGAGUGGGAACUCUGACUCCCAUCAACCUGAGCCACUGAACUCCAGGGAAGUUACCCUCCUGCACCUAAAAGGUAGGUAAUAGUAGGAUGACAGAGAGUGAAAGUGUGUGUGUGUAUCAGUUUUGCACCGGGGGCCCAUGGAUUGUGUGUACACCACUUCCCACAGGCCAGUAGCAUACAAGGGAUGUUGGCAGCAGCAUUCUUCUAAAGAUUAAUAUAGCACUGGUGCAUAGAGACUUCCAAACAUUGUUGAUAAUACAUAUUUUAGAUGUAAUGCAUUCUUACGGUAGAAAGCUAUUUUGGUUAUCCUUUAUUUUCUCACCAGAUCUGUCAAGGAUUCUAAAGGCUGUCUCUACUCCCUUAGGGCUGUGACAAGUGUUUUCUUAUCCUGGAAACUAUCCUCUAGUCUCCUUGUGACUGAAACUCCUAUUGUGUUUUGAAUCUAGGUCACGAAAAAAUUAAAGGACUGCUAUAGUCACCCAGACCACUUCUGCGCAAUGAAGUGGCCUGGGUACCAGGUCUUAACCCUGCAGCUGUAAAUAAACUGCUAUGUUUACAUUGCAGGGUUAAUCCAGCCUCUUGUGGCUGUCUUCCUGACAAUCGCUAGAGGCGCAUCUGCGACGCUGAAUGCGAAAAAAAAAAAAAAACACAUUGAGCAUGCAGAACGUCCAUAGGAAAGCACUGAGUAAUGCUUUCCUUUGGGCGGUUUGAAUGCCCGCAGCUCUGGCCACGCAUGCAGCUCCACUCGGGAGCUGACGUCGGAGGGGGAGGAGAGGUCACCAGCACUGAGGGUGCCAAGCCCUGGAUUAAGGUAAGUGGCUGCAGGGGUUUUAACCCCUUCAGCUCAGCAGGAGGGGGGACACCCAAGGACUAUACAGUACCAGGAAAACUAGUUUGCUUUUCUGGAACUAUAGUGGUCCUUUAACAUAGCAAAUGUGGAGGGGGGGGGGAAAUCCGGGUGGGAGUGAUUAGUAAGAUUAAUAGAAUUGAAAGAUUAUAUUAUAUGAUAAUUGAUGAGGACAUUGUACCAAGGCCUGAAUUACAUAAGCAUCACCAAAACUUAUAUAAGGCAGGUACGACUCUGGAAUAAAAAAAAUAAAUUAAAAAAAAUAAAACACAAACAAACAUAGCAAAUGUGGUAGCAGAAAUUUGUACUUGCCAGAUACACGCUACCUAAAACCCUAUUUGUGUAUUUAUGUUACUAUAUUUGGACAUUUGCAAUUAAGGUUGUGGUCAAGAAGUCACCCAUACCAAUCUGUGGCAUUUUAGGUCAUGUAGGCAUCUGUAUGUGCAGAAGUCUGUGUGAAAGCCAGAUAACACCUAUUUAUUUUUUUUACAAUCUUUAUUUUAUGGGGGCAAGAGAGUUAGGCGGUACAGAAAAAGGCAGCAUAAUAAUACACAUCAUGAAUAUCGGAUCGCAAGCAGAUAUACUCCUUUGCAGAUCAGCCUCAUUUUUAAGAAUAACUACUAACCUGAACGCUUGUAUGCGGAUUAGGUGUUGAAGGCACGAUAGGUUGCAAGAAUCUUUAUGCAAAGCAGGAAACAGGCUAUAGCCUGGACUUCUGUUGAAUUGAGGGAAAUAUACUGCGUAUCCAGAUAGCAAUAACAAAAUUAGCUUUACAACUGGGCACGUAUUACUAUUAAAGAAGAAAAGAAGAAAAAGCUUAAAGGACCACUAUAGUGCCAGGAAAACAUACUUGUUUUCCUGGCACUAUAGUGCCCUGAGGGUGCCCCCACCCUCAGGGACCCCCUCCCGCCCGGCUCUGGAAAGGGGAAAAGGGGUUAAACGUACCUUUUUCCAGCGCUGGGCGGGGAGCUCUCCUCCUCCGAUCCUCCUCCUGGGCUGAAUGCGCACGCUUUCCAAUGCUUUCCUAUGGACGCGUGCGUGCUCUCACUGUGAAAAUCACAGUGAGAAGCACGCAAGCGCCUCUAGUGGCUGUCAAUGAGACAGCCACUAGAGGAUUAGGGGGAAGGCUUAACCCAUUCAUAAACAUAGCAGUUUCUCUUAAACUGCUAUGUUUAUGAAAAAAUGGGUUAACCCUAGCUGGACCAGGCACCCAGACCACCUCAUUAAGCUGAAGUGGUCUGGGUGCCUAGAGUGGUCCUUUAAUGGCUCUGCACCAAUAACAGGAGUUAUAUAAACCACUGGGGCUUACGACUUAACUAUUGCAAAUACUCUAAUAGAGUACAUCAACAGUAAAUAACAGCUGGAACGUUGCAGGUAAGUUGCAAAGUUUGGUCACUGAUGACACAAGCUGCAAGUGUGGUAAAUCGGCUGAUUCCUGAUGGAGUGUCCCAGCCUCUGCCACUCUCAGCUGCCUGGGUACACAGAUAGCAUAGUAGGACAUCUUGACACUUGGCCGGAUCUCAUGCCAGGUCUUGUGUAGCCAGGAGCUGGUGUAGUGGGCCACUGAACCAAGUUGAUUGUGCUUAGCUUCGGCCCAGUCGGCGGGAGUGUGGCCUCCAUCUUUGUGUAGCGCCAUCUAGUAAGGCCCCCCCCCUCCCGAUGUGGGUGGUGCACCCAAGUGGGUUUUUUGGCUUUAGGGUGGGUAUAUCACCCCGAUUUUAUCAAUUCAGAUUGGGAUCUUACACUGCACCCGUCCGACCAGUCUGAAGUUUAAGCUCCAUCCGUCCCCCAUAACACCUAUUUUAAUUCAGAUUAAUUAUCACAAAUUUGCUUUGGCACAGUGAGUUGAUUUCUCAUAGUUUUUAUAACUAAGGAAGACAUGCCGAAGUCAAUCUCGAGUUAUGCAAGUGAAAUAUAUGUAACAGUAAAUAUAAAAACCAUGUGAUAAUUUCAUUGUUUUAGUUCAAUUCUGCCCCCCCCCACCCCACCCUAAUAGUUUGUGUUAUUGCAAUAUUUAACAGGUCUUUGGUCAGCUACCUAAAUUUCUGGAUGGAGAUUUCAUUCUAUAUCAGAGUAAUACCAUUCUGAGGUACCUUGGGAGAAAACAUGGUAAGACAUUGGACUGGAAAGGAAACCACAAACUAUUCUUUGGUGUAUGAAAAUUGAUGCAGUGUAAAUAAGAAUGUAAUUCCAGGGCAUGUCCAGAAAGCUUGAAGUAUUGCAGAUUUUACUCCAAAAAUUGCCAUUGUCCAUUCCAUUAAUAAAUAGUAUAGUCUUAUUUUUUAUAUCCAUGUCUCCGGUCCAUAAAAUACUAUCUUGUCCAAUGCAGUGGUAUCUCUAGGAUUCAUUUUAGGGGGGGCACAUGGUGGGCCAGGGACUAAAGUAGGGGAGCACAUUUAACCCCGCCCUCACCGCAGUUUGACCCCGCCCCUGCCGCAUGUUAAGCCCUGCCCCCGUCACAAUGUGUUUUUUGUUUUUUUUUAAUAAUCUAUGGUGGAGAAUUCAUUAUUUUCCACCAAGGAUUAUUAAAAAACAAACACAUUUCCCUUGAUACAGUCCAUACACACACUGACAGACUGCUGAGUCCUUACACACAAAGACACACAGACUGCUGACCAUACACACACACACACCCACACCCAGACACACAGACUGCUGAGUCCAUACAAACACAGACUGCUGAGUCCACACACACACAGACUUCUGAGUCCAUACACACACAAAGACUGCUGAGUUCAUACACAGACACAAACACACGCAGACUGCGGAGUCUAUACACACAUACAUACACACACUGCUGAGUCCAUACACAGACUGCUGAGUCCAUACACACAUAGAGACACAAACACACGCAGACUGCGGAGUCUAUACACACAUACACACAGACUGCUGAGUCCAUACACACACACACACAAACACAGGCUGCUGAUUCCAUACACACAGAGACUGCUGAGUCCAUACACACAGACUGCUGAGUCCAUACACACAGACACACUGCUGAGUCCAUACACACACACUGCUGAGUCCAUACACACACAGACUGCUGAGUCCAUACACACAGACAGACUGCUGAGUCCAUACACACAGACUGCUGAGUUUAUACACACACACACACUGCUGAGUUCAUACACACACAGUGCUGAGUCCAUACACACAGACACACUGCUGAGUUCAUACACACAUACAGACUGCUGAGUCCAUACACACAGACAGACUGCUGAGUCCAUACACACACACAGUGCUGAGUCCAUACACACACAGUGCUGAGUCCAUACACACAGACACACUGCUGAGUCCAUACACACAUACAGACUGCUGAGUCAUACACACACAGACUUCUGAGUCCAUACACACACACACAGACUGCUGAGUCCAUACACACACACACAGAGACUGCUGAGUCCUUACACACACACACACACACAGACUGCUGAGUCCAUACACACAUACAUACUGCUGAGUCCAUACACACACACACACUGCUGAGUCCAUACACACAUAUAGACUGCUGAGUCAUACACACACACAGUGCUGAGUCCAUACACACAUACCGACUGCUGAGUCCAUACACACACAGUGCUGAGUCCAUACACACACACACACUGCUGAGUCAUACACACACAGUGCUGAGUCCAUACACACAUACAGACUGCUGAGUCCAUACACACACACACAGUGCUGAGUCCAUACACACAGACACACUGCUGAGUUCAUUCACACAUACAGACUGCGGAGUCCAUACACACACAGAGCUGAGUGCAUAUACACAGACAGACUGCUGAGUCCAUACACACACCCAUACAGACUGCUGAGUCCAUACACACAGACAGACUGCUGAGUCCAUACAUACACACAUUCAGACACAUACACACCUGAGCAUAUCAAGCCUACCUGUUGCUGGGGGUCAGACUUGCCUUUCCAGCAGCAGCAUGGUCUGCUGCUUAACGGCGGGGGCGGGGCUUAUGUGUGGGAGGUGGGGCUUUGUUUGGGGGCGGGGCCUGCAUGGGAGCCUGUCAGUGGUCCCUCCGACCACAGACAGCUCCCAGCACCGUUCCAGCUGAGCUCCUCUGCCCUGCAUUCCCUUCCCCGGGCUGUAACACACUGUUAUGUUACAGCCCGAGGGAAGAGAAUGUAAGAACAUGUUGCUGGCAUUUGGGGGGCAUGAUGUAUGGGGGGCCAUGGCCCCCUCUGGCCCCCUCUAGCGACACCACUGGUCCAAUGUAACGGACCGUUUCAGCACACAAGGUGUUAAAAUCCAUUUAGGUGAUAUUCCCCUUUUAAAUACAUGAACAGCUGCUGCAAGCACCAAUCUCCCGAAUGGCAAACACACGAAUUCACCAACUCCCGAACAGGAAACACACAAAUUCACCAACUCCUCAACACACCUGGCAGUCGCACUGUAACAGCAUACAAUCCAAUUCCCCCCAAGAAUGAGACGACACUUCGUUUGAGGGUCAAGCAGAACUGAUUUACUGGGGCUACCUGCCCAGCUUUUAUGCAGGUCUCCCACCUGGUGGACACUCCCCUAGGGGACCAGAUGGGAAACAUAUUGGUCAUUGACCAAUCACAAGCUUACAAUCCCACAAUGCAUCACGAUCCCUCCUCUCUGUCCUGGAGAGAAUUGGGAAGUAAUCCAAUUAUCUCCAAGGACAGAGGCAAAACUCCAUUAACCACAUGGCAGACAAACGACAAUAAAAGACAUAAAAUUACAUACUGUUACAUUUAUCACAUAGAACAUACAUAUUCUACCUAUCCCCAGAUAGCUUAGAUCUGAGCACCCAUUACUACCGGAUCAAUCGCCAUGGAGCCAAAGUCUUUCACAUAGUCCUUCAGUAUACGGCUGGGCUCCAUAGCAUAGCUAUCUGGGGUAGCAUGGUUUAAACAAUAAAGUACCGAAUGGACCGGUGUUCGGAUAAUUGACUGCAGGUAGGAGAAGGGAGGUCGGCGGCUCAGUGGUGUUCAUGACUUUAACAGUCCUCAGAAAGGCACGAACCAGCCUUUUUGCAGGGCAAAAGAACAGUGUUAAACAUGGGGCCAUAGUCUAAGGGGAGCAGGCGAGCAACCAGGCUCCUCCAGUGGCCAGUGGCGAGGUUGGUUCCGCCACAUCCAACCUCUAUUUAAGGCAGUCCUCUGCCUCCUAAUUCAGAUUAUUCCAUAUUUGAUAGUGUUGAAAAAUACUCCACUAGACAAGCAGAGGUAGAGAUCACCAUAUAAUAAGUGUCUUUUAGAACAGAAUUGUAGAUUAUGCUAACAUAGUGUACCUAUAAUCUUAAUUUUAAUAAUGACAGGAGACGAGUAUUUUGCGUUAACUUUCUUUACUUAUGCUUCCAGCAGCACAAGUCAAUCAAUCAAAAAACUUUAACAUCAAUCAGAGUCCAGCACAUCCUGUAUAUAAGUCCCUGACAGGCGUCUCAUUUCCUCUUUUUUUUAUGUAAAAACUGUUUAUGGAACUUCCGGGAAUACAACGAAAACUUUAACGAAUUUGAACACUGGUAACUUGUGUUGUAAAACUUGAGAGAAUCCUGUUAAUCUAGUUUCUGCAUCAUGACGUGAUGUUAUGCUGAAAAAGACAGAAAUAAGUGAAAGGUGGUGGAAAAUAACUGUUGUCCACAUAUAAGUAUACUCAUAAUCUUUGGAGUUUAUAAAUGUACCUCGUUUAGUACUCAUUGAUGAAACAUAACAAAAUGUCCAGAUUAUAUAAGGUCAUAAUUUGUAAUUCAUUGGAUGAAUAUCUAGUGGUAUGCAAGCUAAGCGUCCUAUAGAUCAGUAUUACCUAUAUCAUAUAUAAUGUAUAGCAUGAGAUUAACAAUCAUAAUCAGAAAAAAAAACUAAGAGUAUAGGGAGGGACAGAAAAAGAAAUCCCCCCCCCAAAAAAGGGGGGGGGGAAAUACUCGCCUCCUGUCAUUAUUAAAAUUAAGAUUAUAGGUACACUAUGUUAGCAUAAUCUACAAUUUUAUCACAUGACAGGAGGCUUCCUAUUUUGCAUUUUUAACGCUGAGGCAAAAACGAUAAGGACGCGUGUGAGGAUUGGCGGAAAUAGAAAACCCUGAAGGUAUUUUCUCUGGUCCAAUCCGCUGUACGUAAAAUGUCCGUCAAGGAGGCCCCCGCCGAGAAAGCCCUAGAAGCCGCCUCUCCUCGAACCGAAUGGGCCCCGAAACACACUUCUACCCCGGCUAGGGAUAAUAGCCAUCGUACCCAUCUGGCCAACGUGGUAGUGGUAACGGGUUUGUAUGGUUUGGCAUAUGAUAUUAACAGUUGUCCCGAUCUGGAAGAGCGAAAAGAUGCAGUAACCUCUACAUAACGGAGUAAAGUGUUGACGACACAGAGGCGAGGAACCGUCAGGAAAAAAGGAUAGGACACAGACCUGGAGUCCGUCUUGGUCCUGCGGGAUACAAAAAACGUAACGCCGCCUGGGGUUAUAGAAAACCCGUCCACGUCGACUGCGCGAACAUCCGAAACACGACAGAAGGAAACUAGACAGAGUAGCAGUGUCAGUUUGGCUGCUAGUUGCUGUAGUGAUAGAGCCGGAUUAUGCGGCCAGUCACGGAUGAAACGAAUAACCAAAUCCACAUCCCAUAACCGGUUAUAUUUAGAUGCCGGUGGUCUGGAUAACUUGAUGCCCCGUAGUAAGCGACAUAUCAAGGCCUCCUGGCCUACUGGGAUACCGUUAACUGGAACAUGAGCCACGAGAUAGCGGAGCGUGUAACAUUACUAGAACGGUAUGAUCUUCCUGUAGAGAAUAGGUUGGAUAGGAAAUUUAGUAUGGCAGGAACAGGUGCUGUAAAGGGAUCGAGACCCCUUUCCAUACACCAGCGAUUCCAUGUAUUCCAUGCUGACAUGUAUCUACGCGUGGUACCUGGUGCCCAUGAAUCCCAGAGUAGGUUUUUAGUCAUUUGCGAUAGGUCUUAGACUGCUCAAGCUCCCCUGAAAGAGUCCAGGCCACUAAUUCCAGGCGUUCCUGAAGGAUUAGUGGAUGAGGUUCCCCUUCCGGAUUCGUGAGGAGCAGGGGAAAUGAUGGUAGGACCAGUGGAUGAUCCUGUGACAAUGCCAGAAAGUCUGGGAACCAUGCCUGACUUCUCCAUAAUGGUGUUAAUAGUAUCAUCGAUGUCUAGGACAUGCGUAGUUUGUGAAGCACUCUUGCCAAAAUCGAAAACGGUGGGAAUGCAUAGGCUCCAAUCGGGGGCCACUGUUGUAGAAAUGCGUCCACCGCUUUGCUCGGCGGGUCCGGUAGCCAGCUGUAGUAUCUCGGUAGUUGGGUGUUUGUUCGUGAGGCAAAGAGGUCUAUGUGUAGGGGUCCUCUGAUCGCUCUCACCAUGUUGAAAAUUGAUGUGUCUAGGUGCCAGUCGCUGCUGUCCCGCCAGUGUCGGGAGAACCAAUCCGCCGUGAGGUUGUUGAACCCUGGUAGGUAUUCCGCCCUGAUAGUUAUGUUGCGGGGCAGACAAAACCGAUAAAUGUCCUUCGUAGCCUCCGUCAGGGCUCGCGACCUGGCUCCGCCCAAGUGGUUUAUGUACUGGACUGCGGAUAUAUUGUCCAUGCGUAGGAGUAUGCAGCAAUUGGACAUGUGUUUGGCCAGGCUGCAUAUCGCAAAUGAGCCUGCUAUCAGUUCUAGACAAUUGAUGUAUAGUAGUUUCUCUUCUCCUGACCAAGGUCCCCCUGUGGAUGCAUGUGCGCAAUGGGCUCCCCAGCCCCAAAGGCUGGCGUCCUAUUCCAGUAUGAAGUCCAGGUUCGGUCCGAAUAUGGCUCUGCCGUUCCAGGCUUCCAUGUGAAAGAGCCACCAACGAAGUUCCGUCCGUACCUCCGCGGUUAUCGUAACCCCUUGGUCGUAUGAGUGUCCUAGUCUCAGGUGGUGAGCUUUCAAUCUUUGCAUGGCCCGGUAGUGGAGAGGUCCUGGGAAGAUUGCUUGUAUGGAGAUCGACAGUAACCCGACUAUCCUGGCCAGGAGGCGUAGCGAGAUCAUGUCCUUCCGCAGAACCCAUCGUAUCUCUUUUCGAAUAUUCACAAUUUUCAAUUUGGGAAGGCGUAGGAUGCAUGUUAUCGAGUCUAUCUCGAAUCCUAGGAACUGGACGGUUCUCGAUGGAGAGAGUGAUGACUUUUCUCUGUUCACAAUGAAGCUUAAAGGACCACUAUAGUGCCAGGAAAACAUACUCGUUUUCCUGGCACUAUAGUGCCCUGAGGGUGCCCCCACCCUCAGGGACCCCCUCCCGCCCGGCUCUGGAAGGGGGAAAAGGGUAAUAACUUACCUUUUUCCAGCGCUGGGCGGAGAGCUCUCCUCCUCCUCUCCGCCUCCGUUACGCCCCGCCGGCUGAAUGCGCACGCCGCAGCUGCGCGCGCAUUCAGCUGUCUCAUAGGAAAGCAUUUACAAUGCUUUCCUAUGGACUGCUGAUGUUCACAGUGAGAAGCACGCAAGCGCCUCUAGUGGCUGUCAAUGAGACAGCCACUAGAGGAUUAGGGGGAAGGCUUAACCCAUUCAUAAUUAUAGCAGUUUCUCUGAAACUGCUAUAAUUAUGAAAAAAUGGGUUAACCCUAGAAGGACCUGGCACCCAGACCACUUCAUUAAGCUGAAGUGGUCUGGGUGCCUAGAGUGGUCCUUUAAGGAUUCCAGAAAGCGCACUAUAAAUCUCGUUUGAGAUCGAAGUCUGGACGCGCUUUCGCAAAAUAUCAAUAUGUCGUCCAGGUAUAUCAGGCAACAGAUACCUUUUGCUCUUAGAUGCGCCAUGGCUGGCUUCAGCAGUUUUGUGAAGCACCAAGAGCCUAGAGAAAGGUGUUCUUGAGGAUGGGAAGAAGGCUUGUGCCGUCUGAUUCCUGGGGCCUGUGGGCCAGAAGCAGCUGGUGGCUCGGCCCCUCUGGUGACCAGCCCUGCCGAAAACCCCUCUGUGUGGUGUGAGGUUGCAGAAAACCUGUUUAAUAGAGGUUUGUGCUUUACUUAAAGUAGUGAACAAGUUCACAUGCUUCUUUAAUUCGCUGAUGAAUGAAUCUCCAAAGAGUUGGCCAUUCGACUGAGGUCCCAUUCCUUCUUGCCCAGAUCUAGGAGUUUGGAGUCCAUCUUUAGUAAUGCAGCCUUGCGUCUCUCUGCGCAUAUGGUGAUGUUUGUGUUGCCCAACAUGCAGAUAGCUCGUUGUGCCCAUUCUCGGAUGUCGUGGGCAUCUAAGGCAGUGCCCCUUGUGAGGGCCAGAUCCGCGAAGUAUAGGAUCUUUGCUAAUGGACUGAGCAUGUCCAGUAAUUUAUCUUGGGAGGCCUUCAGGCCCUUCUCAAUGCCUUUACGUGGGUCACGGCCUGCUCGUGACAUGAAUAAAACCACAGUGGUAUUGAAUUCCGGGGUGUGUCUGGUAGUAUGGGUCUUGGGCAUUCGGCCCCUAGUCUUGCACGCACCUCCUUCUCCAUUGGUUUUUUUUUCAGCCAGAAAUGGAUGAAUUGGGCCAGGUGUUCUGGCAGACCCCAUUCUGACGACCUUGGGUGGCGGAUCGUACGAGGGUCGAACAUAGGCUUGCCUUGGGGGUCUAGGAAAGAGUCCUCCUCUGGCCUGUCUGAUGACAUGGUCUUCAUCUUCGGAGGAUGUCAUCUGAGGGGUUGAUGGGCCUCGGCGUUCUGCCUGUCGGCGCCUCUUUAAUGGGGCCUUUCCCUUUGAUUUUUGGGGGCCUGGGCCAGUGCCCUUCCAGUGUCGUUUAGAUGUGGCGAUCUUCCCUGUAGACCUAUCUGUGUCUUUCAUGUCUGUGUCCCCUUUCGGGUUUUGGACCAGUAACUUGGCGAUAGCCUUUUCCAUUGAGGCUGCCACGGGCGUGUUAAUCAUCGACAGAAAGUCGGGUGGGGUUGAUUGUGGUGAUUCGCUCAUAUUGUGGCAGUAGGUCUCUCUGUCUGUGGACAGGAUAGGUUCAGGUACAGAAGUAGGUGAAUAAUAAUAAUAAUAAUAAUAAUAAUAAUAAUACAGUGGGCUUCCACUUACGACCGGGGUUCACCUAGUGUCGUCAAAUAGACACAAACCACUUGUUGGUAGAUAUAUAUCUGUAUAUAUGUGUUAAGACACUCACCGCCAGGUAGAUGAAGCCGCCGUUUAGUGAAUAAUCCCCUUCUCCAGAAAUGCAGUUUAUAUCCAGCCGACCGCCAAACUCCCGAACGAAGUUCACGAACACGGCAACUCCCGAUCAGCAAAACAGUCGAACGCCUUCCACAGCUAAAAAUAACGAAAGCGCUGUCCCAGUAGUAAUUCCCCCACAAACGAGACCAAGCUCCGUCUUGAGGGUCAAAUAAGGUUCUGUUUAAUGGGGGCUACCUGCCCGGUAUUUAUGCAGGUCUCCACAAGGUGGACACUCCCCGAGGGGACCUUGUGGAAGACUGUAAAACAUAUUGUACAGUAGCCAAUCGCAGUGGCUUCAAUAUAAGCCCUUCCCAUCUUACCCAUAAAUCCGUCUUCUCUACCUGGGAGAUAAUUGGGAAGAAACCUAAUUAUCUCCUAGGAUAGAGACCAUCGCCAUUUUAAAAUACAGUAAUAAAAAUACAUUAAAAUACAUAACUUAGAAAAUACCGAAUGAAUAUAGUUCGUAUAACGUAUCCCCAGACAGCCUGGAUCUGAGUGCAUAUUUCUACCGAAUAGCGCUCAGAUCCGAUGUAUCUAGUCGAAUCGCCAUGGAGUCCAAGUCUUUCACCAGUCCUUCGGUAUACGAAUGACUCCAUGGGACGGCUAUCUGGGUAAAGGUCCAUACGAAUGCAUAAAACUCCCGAACAGACCGGCGUUCGUAUGCCUCGCCGAAAUAGAAGGGGAGGCAUCAGCUUCCAGCGGUGUUCGGUAGAUUAAAGUGUCCGUUUUUAGUUCCAUAGAAUUUGUACCGAACACCGCUACGCUUUCUCGUGUCCCAAAAUGGCCGCUGCCUCGUGGUCGACAUGUGGCAUUUUGUAAUUUCACGAACAGGGGCAUACGAACAGGGAAUCCAGCGAAAUAAAGGGGAAACAGAUGAACCAGCAAUAUAGGUGAAUCUGUCACAAUAUGUAUCUAUAUGGGCUAGGGAGGGGGUCACCCUCUGUGAGACCGGGAUGAGCGGUCAUGUAAUCGGGACUGAGCCCGUCCAGGGCAUGUAGCCCUUAUUAUGAUUUGGGGGUCACCCAAUAAGUAUAGUCCAGUGGAGCCUUAGUGAAGUACGCUCUGCCUCCUUGGUGAUUAGGAGGUACUUACGGGUCACCCCAGUCGUAGUGUGGAGGGUGCCUGUAUCAUGUAUGUAAAAUUUAUCGUGGGGGGGUCACCCCUGAAUUGCUUAUGCCACUGAUUCCACGUAAUUCACGUCUGGGGGUCACCCAGCAUAGGGGUGGUCACCCCUGUAAUAGUAAUAAUAGCAGUGAGUGUGGGGGAUCACCCCACUAUGAGGGGUCACCUCUGGUAUAACACUCCAUGGGAGUGUGAGAUAUAUAUAUAUAUAUAUAUAUUUAUAUAUAUAUAUAUAUAUAUAUAUUUAUUGAGUCCCAGAAACCAGUGUACUGUUCAGAGUGACUCAAUCCUUAGUAGCAUGUAAAACUGUAGUAUUGAAUCAGGAUAUUGAUGGGCAGCCUGUGAUUAGUGAGUGUUGGAGAGAAACUAGAUCGUGUGAAUCACGAUCUGGUAGGAGACAAAGAUGGGCGACUCGGUCCGCGAGAUCCAAUAUGGCCGCAGAUCGCGCACAAAUAUUGUCAGCGCGAUCCGCGAUCGUGAGCCGUGAUCGCGGCUCGCCGGGCGGUAAACUGAGUCCCAGAGCUCCCACAGCCCACUCAACCCCACAGAGAGAACAGUCCCUUCCUAAUUGAGAAGGUCGCGAUCGCGGUAAACUGCCGCGAUCGUGGAGAAAAGGUGGCAGGGAAGCAGGAUAGCUGUCAGAGGGGCAGAUAGAACGGAGGGUUAGCGGAGCAUCUAGUGAGAGCAGGGAAAGACAGUAACAAUCUAGAUGUCAUAUAUACAAUUUAAGUAGUGUAAAUGGAUAAUUUUGAUAAAAUGAUGAGUAGAGAACAAAUUACUUUGACCUGUGCCUUGGCUGGAGCAGCAAAGAAAAAGGAAAUGAGACGCCUGUCAGGGACUUAUAUACAGGAUGUGCUGGAUUGGUUAAAGUUUUUUGAUUGAUUGACUUGUGCUGCUGGAGGCAUAAGUAAAGAAAGUUAAUGCAAAAUAGGAAGCCUCCAGUCAUGUGAUAAAAUUUGAAUUGAAUGAUGUCUGUUGCAAGCAACUCUGCAGAAUUGUACUGGCCAACCUAAUUUAAGUUAGUUCAAUUUAUUUGAAUUUUUUUUUUUUGAAAAAUAAAAAUAAAAAAUCAAAUGGAUCAAAAUGUGAAAGAAAUGGAUUGUCUAGUUUCAUCUCUGAACACACACUAUUUUCAAAGUUAAGACCACAGGGAAAAAAAACCAACACAUUGGUACUAGAAAAAACCUUGCACAUAUUUGAGAGGAUUGUUGGCACACUUGCAGCUUGUACCACCACCCUCCUGAAAUACAAGUCAUUAUUAGAAUAAACCAUUAAAAUAAAGUAGUUUUAAUGUGCACUACGCUGCAUGUUUAUAUAGAUAUUGAAAGGGAAGAAUAGUCACACUUGGGCCAAAGUGCAAAGAACUGGACUUUAAACUACCUCGUGGUUUAUCUACAAUAACUAACACCUUGUAAUGUGUUUGCAGGACUGGGUGGUACCAAUGAUCAUGAGAUUGCAGUCAUUGACAUGAUGAAUGAUGGAGUGGAGGAUCUCAGGCAAAAAUACUACAAAUUCCUAUUUUUAGACAAUGUAGGUAAUCUGGUCGGGGAGAGAAAAUAGAAACAGGGAUUAUGGAGAUUUGCAUGGUUUUAAAAAAAAGAGACUAUUUGAGUAGAUAAAAAUAUAUUUAACUUUUCUGGAAAUUAAUAAUAUACCAUAUAUUUCAUGCAGGAAUCAAAUAAGGAAAAAUACCAGCAGGAUGUUUCUAGUAUACUGACAGCUUUUGAGAAAGUCCUUUCACAAAAUCCCAAAGGACCAAAUUUCCUGGUUGGAGAUAAAGUAAGUAGUCGAGAAGGGUGGUCUAUCAAGGAUAUUGGCUUGUAUAGUAUUAUUUUUAAUUCCCACCUGUAAUCUAUAAUUUCAUUUACAGAUUUCCUAUGCUGAUUAUAACCUCUUGGAUACCUUGCACUGCAACCUUGACCUCUCAUCAGAAUGUCUGUCCUCAUUUCCACUUCUCUCAGCAUAUGUUGACCAUCUCGUGUCCAGACCAAAACUCAGAGUAUACUUGGAAUCUGAUGGACGCAAGAGACGUCCUAUAACUCCCAAACACAAGUAGACAAAAUAUCAGUAACUGUUAAUCAACAUUAAAUACCAAUUGAUCUUUGAUUGUGUUUUAUUUAUCAUCAGUUAUAUAGUUAUUCCAUAGA